AUGUUGGGUUCCGGCAGAUACUUCAUUUUUCCUGAUGAGCUCAGAGAUAGUUCUUUGAGUCCUUCUGACAGGAAGGAUAAGAAGAACCACACAAACAAGCUUCGAGAACUGGCCCUGCUGAUCCCUGUGACCAUGUCGAUCAGAAACAAGAAGCAUACCAAGAAGGAGAUCCUGCUGCGUGUCCUGCACUACAUCCACUACCUCCAGAGAUGCAUUGAUGUGGUCCAGGCUUUGCUCAAGCUCCACAACAGCGAUAGCAAAGGGCUGGGUCGGAACCCAUCUGCCGGCCCAACCCAGCAACACUCCACUCCCUCCAGCUAUCAGAAGUCGCACCUUUGGGGCACCUGCUCCAGACCUCGAAAGAAGUUCACCCGAGUGUCAGAGCGCCCAACCUGGCCCCAGAAGCCUCGCCGCUCUCUGGCUUUGAAUCAGCCUGAAAAUUUGGUCACUGCAUAGCCAGGUCAGAAAGGAAACAGGGAAGGUGCCACCUACCCAAGAGACUUCAGCCCUGGCACCCACCCCACAUCUGCACUAUCCCUGUCAGAAAGUGAUGGAGGAGGGGCCCAGCUGGUGUACUUGGACAUGGCUCAGAAUAUUGUUGCCUAUGACAUCAUAAGUGAUUAUGGUGCAGGGACCCAGGAUGGUGAGCUUGACACUGACAUCAAGGCUCAGAGCAGAGAUCAGAGGUCCUGUUUCCUCACCAGAGCAGAGCCCUAUCUCAGCUCUCACAGGCAGAAGCUAUUCUUGUGUACUUCCAGUGAGACACACAAAGAAACCCCAGACACUGACCCUUGGCUUCCUGCGUGGACCUCAGAAGACAGCCCCAAUGGAAGCCCACUGGCCUCGGAGUCUUCCCAGAGCAAUACCUGGCAUGGGACGAACUACCUGAGUGAGAUCUUAGGACUCAGCUCUUCCCUCUUCAGCUCCCCAAGCAAAAUCCUGCCAGAUCAUGUCCUGGAGGACGAGACCUACUUUCUGACUGAAGGUCUCAUGGAGCCUUUGCCUGCUGCCUGUGAACUGGAGGACCCCCAAGAGAAGGUCCAGGACACACCCACAGCCCCACCUAACUUCCAGUCCUCAGUCUCACUGGACCACUGCUACCUGCCGCUGAGUGAGAACACCAAGGUGCUGUCUAGCUGCAGCUCCAGUUCAGAGUCCACAGACACUGAGUCCCUGUCGGGACAGGAGCAGGCCAACCCUGUGGGCGUACAGACCCCCAGUGAUGAGGACAGAGACGACACAUGGACACCUACCCGACAGUCUUCUGGCCUGCCAGUAGCUGGCAAGAAGACCAAGAAGGUCCAAGCAAGCCAGGGCUCUGGGAAGCUCAAGGAGAGCAGAAAGGCCUGCCCUGGCCAGGUGAAGAAAAAGUGUGUUAAUGGCUUCAUCAUGUUCUGCAGGAUGAACCGGAAGCAUUACAUCCGAGCCUGUCCUGGGACUGCAUCCACAGCUGCCACUAAGGACCUGGCUCAACUGUGGCGAGAGAUGACUCUGGAGGAAAGGAGACCAUACUGCACUAAGGCACGCAGGUUCAGCCGCCAGCACAACCGCAUUGUGAAGCGGGAGAGCUCCAGCAGUGAGGACGACGAUGGGGAGACCCCUAAGCCCUUCUACCAGCUGCUGGCUGACAGGGCCCAAGUGCCUUGGGCCCUGGCUUUACUGCCCUCCCCUCACUGCCAGUGAGAGGGGCAGCCCCUGCUGGGUCUGCCAUCUGCUUAGCUCCCAGGUCCCCCAAUGUUUGUUCCCUUUGGGCCUCAGCUGCCACUGCUGAUGGUCCCCUGCCCAGCCCCCCACCCCCAGCACCAGAGAGGAAGUGUAUUUAAUGACCCAAGGCUUUGUGUUCUGCCUUGUGUGCCUUUCCCACCUGUUCUUAAAGGAUGGGUGUCCAGAUGAAAUGCUUCAGCCCCAUUUGUUCUCAUUGCACACUUCCCUACUCUAGCUGUCCUAAAAUGAAGUGGAGCCCUUCUUAAGAGCAGGGGAGAAGCAAUGCUGUAUCCAGAAUCCCUUUGCUUCUGAAAUUUGAAUUCCACAGGUAUGAACUUCUUUACCUUGAAAACCCAGGCUUGGGAUGUGAUGACCCAU
Molecule: messenger RNA, 2082 nt
Organism: Alexandromys fortis (reed vole)
Lineage: Eukaryota; Metazoa; Chordata; Mammalia; Rodentia; Cricetidae
Gene: Meiosin
Product: meiosis initiator
Molecular function (GO): protein dimerization activity
Source: RefSeq, a predicted model, not a curated record